AUGGAGCAACUAAGUCCGAGCAGUUCUAGCUCCCCAAAUCGCAGCCACGCCCAGAAGCGCCGCCCCAGAAAACCCUUGAACUGCGAUCCCUGCAGACACUCCAAGCUGAAAUGCGACCGGGGACUGCCGUGCGCGACAUGCCUCAAACGAGGCUGGCAGGACUCUUGCGCUUAUGGCUCAAACUUUACUGGACCGCAGAAGCGAAGGAGGACUAGGCUUGAGCUUGUGGAGCCGGUGCCUCAGCCGCAAAUACAGGCUCAAUCUGUGGAGGUACCAGAGACAGUGUCAUCUCCGAGUUCGACGCCCGAGCCGAUACAGCAGCGAUGGGAUCAUAUUCUGCGUCGACCAUCUGUUGAGAGGGGUGUUAUACCAGACUCGCCGAAUCCAACGGUAACUCUGUCCUUUGGGCCUUGCGUUCCAAUCUCUGAACUCCUUGCGCUUUUACCACCAACUUCUGUGACUGAGUACUUGGUUUGCCGCUAUUUCGGAACUCUCUCAUCACUGUUCCAUAUUCUCCAUGGCCCGACAUUCCAGACGCAGUAUCUAGACUUUCUAGAAGCGCCAGAGAAGACUAGCCUGUCAUGGCUAGCUGUUCUCUUCGCUAUCAUCUCGUUGACUCUCAAGACCAUCGAACCAACUGAUGCUGGCCUCGUCGUGUUAUGGCAGGACACCACCAUCCCUCGCGACUUGUCAGUGCUGUCACAGAAAUAUAGAGAUGCGGCAAUGACGGCCCUUUCGCAGGAUCAGUUCUUGGUCCGCCAUGAUCUGAGCACGCUCGAGGCUCUUCUCAUCCUGGUUCAUAUGAUAUCUCAUAACGAAGGGCCAGAAUACGGCUGGGCACUUCUCGGCAGUGCACUCAACAUCGCCAUUGCUCUGCGUUGCCACACAGAUAUAGAGGGGCCCAACUGCAUUGAGCAAGAGCGCCGUCGCCGUUGCUGGGCAGGCAUCCUGAUCAUCCAUACCUACCAAGCUCUCUGCUUCAGAGACAUCGAUCUCACGUUCCUGUUGAACAUGAAAGCAACAAUGCCGGCAUGGGUCAACGACAAAGAUAUCCGGCAAAACAGUAUAAAGCAAUCACCUAAGGAUUCACCCUGCGAGUUUACCGACACAUCACUGCUGAAAUUCCAAGUUCGGCUAUUCCAGCUUUCGACGCAGAUUUGCUCUCAUAUUUCGGGCGAUGACAAACUCAACACAACGAUUCUACACCAGUAUGAUACAGCUGUGGCGAAAGAGCAACUACAAUGGGAUGCCGCAUAUCUCGUAAACGGUCGCCGGAGUAUUCUCAACACAUCAGGCUAUGCGCAUUGGUGCAUGCUCCAAACCUACGCUCAUCAACUCUACCUCCUUCUCCAUCGACCUUUUCACAGCUCCAAAGCAAGUCACUUCCGCGCCGAGUCAAGGGACAAGUGUAUCAAGUCAGGUCUUGCCUUGCUAGAUGUCCAUCACCAAUUCUACGAACUACCGCGACUAAAGUGCUACCGCUGGCUCGUCAAGGGCGCUAUCAGCUGUAAUGCACUUCACGGAGCUGUGGCGUUGACUUCAUGCAUGCUGGACAUGCCCGACGACUCUGAUCUGACGGAACAUAUAUCUGCCGUUGAUGCUGCAAUAUCGAGAAUGGAAGCACUAAAGAUGAAAAGUCCAGCUUGUUCCAGUGUUUAUCGCGUCAUUCGUUGUCUUCAAUCUUAUCUCUCGAAGCGAGACCCUGCACCGACUUUUUUGCCGGAAGAUGUUGAGCUGAGGUUCGAGGACUGGGCUACCAAUGUUGACUGGUUCAGACCCGAUGGGAUUGACUGGGAACUUUGGGACUCGGCUUACAUCACUCCACAAACUGAUGAUGCAGCUACUCUGAUGACUUGA
Messenger RNA from Fusarium subglutinans, 1857 nucleotides. RefSeq names its product transcription factor. The transcript has 3 exons. The record is from RefSeq and is a predicted model, not a curated record. Lineage: Eukaryota; Fungi; Ascomycota; Sordariomycetes; Hypocreales; Nectriaceae. Gene Ontology annotation, molecular function: DNA binding; zinc ion binding; DNA-binding transcription factor activity, RNA polymerase II-specific. Gene Ontology annotation, cellular component: nucleus. The coding region runs from base 1 to 1857 and encodes 618 amino acids. Gene Ontology annotation, biological process: regulation of DNA-templated transcription; DNA-templated transcription.